UGUGCGCCGCAGAACUUUCUGUCGCUCAAUGUCAGAUGGUCCACAUUAUUCUACAUUUUCCUGGACAAAGCGGGCAUUAGGUUGACCGACCGCUGACACGAGGAGCUGCACACACAGCGUACAGCGGCUGGGCGCAGAUGUUCAGCCCCGCCAUGAUUCGGCAGUGUUUAAAAUGCAGAGUUUGUCUGCAGCCUGCUCGUGCUUACAGUGUGGUUCCGCCCCCGCGUGACCCCGAGGAGAGGGACAUGCUGCACCGCAUGCUGCGCGUGGACCACGCCGGUGAGUACGGUGCCAGCCGCAUCUACGCCGGCCAGAUGGCAGUGUUGGGCCGCUCCAGGACCGGACCUCUCAUCCAGGAAAUGUGGGAUCAAGAAAAGAAACACCUUGAGAAAUUUAAAGAAAUUCUGUCAGAAAACCGGGUCCGGCCCACAGCACUGCUGCCUCUCUGGAACGUCGCUGGCUUUGUACUCGGAGCUUCCACGGCUCUGCUGGGGAAAGAGGGGGCCAUGGCCUGCACCGUGGCUGUGGAGGAGAGCAUCUCCGAACAUUACAACAGCCAGAUCAGAGCGCUGAUGGAGAAAGACCCAGAGAGAUACACAGAACUGCUACAGGUAAUAAAGGAAUUCAGAGACGAUGAGAUGGAACACCACGACACGGGCCUGGAGCAUGACGCUGAAACGGUACCAGGAUACUGGCUAAUGAAAAAUGUCAUCCAGCUGGGCUGCAAAGCCGCCAUCUAUGUUUCUCAACGUGUUUGAAUCUGUUUUGUGAACAUUCAUACAGUUUUUGUAAAUUGAUUAAUUUAAAAUGGUGUUCUGUUCAUUUGGAGCUCUGUGUCGUUGCUCCUUUGCCAGAUGAAAUGUUGUUCCACAAACAUUUGAACUGAAACCGUUUGGAUCCAGUUUUUUUUUUUUUCCUGUUUUGUGGAGAAUAAACGAGUGACACGAAUGCUGAGUUGUAAUAUUGCAGUCCUAAGUUUUCCUCUUGCCUUUGGCCGAAGCGUGCUGGCCUGCUCCACACAUGAUCGGGACAUUGAUGCUGCCGUCCUCACAGCAUCGUACCCUUCAGCAAACCCUCGUGUUUCACAUGUAAUAGUUCAUAUAUCAAGCUGAGCAAUGACUUGUCAUCCUGGCCUAACGGCCGAGCGCCCGCACACAGCUGUUCUGCGGACGUUGGGUCACUGAGCAGGAGGGAUUGAGCCGAGCUUUCCAGGCGCCCCUAAUCUAUUAGGCCUUUCAUCAGGUUGAGCAGGUUGAACAAAAUGUCCAUCCACCCUCCUGGUCAAUAUCAGCACGUCCUCGCUGCGCGUGGAGUUCUGACCCCAAGCCCUUCUACCUGCGCCGGGUAAUGACAGCAAUGCCUUUCUCUGAAUGGAAAAAUAACGCGUUGCAUGAAAGCAGGUGGAUGGUGAAGGAAUCAUGAAUGGAAAGGGCUGCAAUUCUGAAAUUUCUGCUCAGCACUGAGCUGAAAAAGAAGCCUCAAGUCAGUGUUUUGAUCACGUUCAUGGAAAGAGUUAGGUAACGCGGCUCUUAAAUCUCCCGUGGGCGUCCAUCUACGACCGCAGCCCGCAACCUUCACAACCUUCUGCCUCCCAUCGAGCUGAUCUGCAUUUCAGUUUCUUUCCACAUACGAAACACACAAGAGUGCCAACACCGAUCACUGAUAUUAACGAACACUAUGAGGGGGAAAAAAGAAUCUUAGUAAAAAUAGAAAUAUUUUAACACUUUGGGAGAUGAGUUUAGAAUGUCAUGACUUAUAAUCUAAAGAAUAAAGAAGUCAUGUUUGA
Molecule: messenger RNA, 1786 nt
Organism: Salarias fasciatus (jewelled blenny)
Lineage: Eukaryota; Metazoa; Chordata; Actinopteri; Blenniiformes; Blenniidae
Gene: coq7
Product: coenzyme Q7 homolog, ubiquinone (yeast)
Exons: 6
Coding region: 138-758 (206 amino acids)
Biological process (GO): regulation of reactive oxygen species metabolic process; regulation of gene expression; ubiquinone biosynthetic process
Cellular component (GO): mitochondrial inner membrane; nucleus
Molecular function (GO): 3-demethoxyubiquinol 3-hydroxylase activity
Source: RefSeq, a predicted model, not a curated record